AUGGCGUCGCAAUCCAGUGACAAUGAAAAUCAACGUUAUGAAAUAGUUGAACGUGGUCAAUUACAUACACUUAAUUAUCGUUGUUAUUUUCGAGAUGUUCAAACAAAAACAAUUGUUUCACCAUUUCAUGAUGUUCCACUUGUUAAUGAACAUUAUACUCGUUCAACUGGAAAUCAAACAGAUAUGAUUUAUAACAUGAUUGUUGAAGUACCACGAUGGACCAAUGCUAAAAUGGAAAUAAAUAAACAACUUAAAAUGAAUCCAAUUGUUCAAGAUGUUAAGAGUGGUAAACCUCGUUUUGUUCAUAAUGUGUUUCCUUAUCAUGGUUAUUUAUGGAAUUAUGGUGCAUUACCUCAAACAUGGGAAGAUCCAAAUCAUGUUGAUGAAGAUACGAAAACAACAGGUGAUAAUGAUCCAUUAGAUGUAUGUGAAAUAGGUACUGAUCUUCAUGUAACUGGUUCAAUUGUACCUGUUAAAAUAGUUGGUGUACUUGGUUUAAUUGAUGAAGGUGAAACAGAUUGGAAAUUAAUUGGUAUUGAUAUUCGUGAUAAGCUUGCAUCACAAAUUAAUGAUAUUGAUGAUGUUGAUAAACAUCUUCCAGGUUUACUUGAGCACACACGUCGUUGGUUUAAAGAUUAUAAAAUCCCAACUGGAAAACCUCCAAAUAAAUUUGCCCUUGAUGGAAAAUAUGCUAAUCGUGAAUAUGCACAACGUGUUAUAAACGAAACACGAAAAUAUUGGGAAAAAUUAGCAAGUGGUGAAACAAAAGUAGAAGAAAAAGUUUGUUCCGUUGCAAAUACAACACUUAAGAAUGCUUCUACAAUCAAAAAAGAAGAUGCAGAUAAAAUUGUUCAAGCUAAUGAAAACCAUCAAAAAGAGCCAGUCAAACUUGAUGCAAGUGUUCAUCAAGUUUCUUAUGUUCGAGAUGAACAAGAAUGA
Molecule: messenger RNA, 939 nt
Organism: Rotaria sp. Silwood2
Lineage: Eukaryota; Metazoa; Rotifera; Eurotatoria; Philodinida; Philodinidae
Source: the annotation of a GenBank genome assembly